Messenger RNA from Protopolystoma xenopodis, 639 nucleotides. NCBI's taxonomy places the organism in Eukaryota, Metazoa, Platyhelminthes, Monogenea, Polystomatidea, Polystomatidae. The record is from the annotation of a GenBank genome assembly.
AUGGACGCACUUUUGCUGUAUCCUCCCUCCGUAGCUGGGAUAGGAGAGUUGCGAAACUGCUAUCUGACGAGGCAAAUGGCCUGUAGCCUCAAAAGUCUGAGGAUAGAAGUGGUCUGCUAUGGCGGAAGUGGUGUCCGGCGUCCGGCGUCGUCUUGGGCAGAUGUCGCCCAAUUUGAGCAUCAACCUUGCCCGAACCAGUGCCAGCCAAGCCGAGAUGGUGCUCCUCGAUUUACAGGCACUUUGGCCAAUUUGAGGCUGUUUUUGGUCGACAUCGAAAAUGGGCAUAAAGGGUCACCGAUCAAAGUCACGCGAACCAGUUGUCUGCAGAAACAGUCGCAACCAACUCUAAUGCAGGCUGGUUGUGUGUGUGUUAAGGUUGUUACAUGGUUGAGAUCAUUCGGCAGAUGUCCUCUUUCGGGUUUACUGGAAAUAGGGCUCGUUCUGGUCUCUAGCACCGUUCGAAUAUCACCUCCCGCUGAUCCUGGAUCAAAAAGACUACCCGAUUCCGAGGCGACAUGCGCGAUAACAAUGCACAAUGACAGCAGAAUGAUGCGAGUAACACGAAGUUUGACUGGAAUUCGUUUGCGUCUAGUCAUCUCUCUUUGCUCGUUCUCACACCAACUGUGGUGCAGACUUUAA